Molecule: messenger RNA, 1413 nt
Organism: Haliotis rubra (blacklip abalone)
Lineage: Eukaryota; Metazoa; Mollusca; Gastropoda; Lepetellida; Haliotidae
Exons: 5
Coding region: 177-977 (266 amino acids)
Biological process (GO): biological process involved in interspecies interaction between organisms
Cellular component (GO): external side of plasma membrane
Molecular function (GO): carbohydrate binding
Source: RefSeq, a predicted model, not a curated record
UAACCCUUGAUGAAUAUCGUCCACCUUCCUUAGCACGAACAGACCUGCAUCGGAGGACUCUGGGAACCAUAUCCCGUCAACUCAAAUCUGGUCGACAUUAUCGUAACGGUUGGGUUGUAGUUCUCACACGUCACUACAGCAACAAUCACGCAACACAAACCUCAGAACCAGAACAAAUGUCUGCGAUGGAAAGCCAAGCACUAAUCCGCAAACUUUUAGCAGUCACGUGUCUCAUCGCUGUAGCAACGUGCGACUUUCAGUUCAACACGAAGAAUUUCAAACUGUACCGAUUGUGGGACAUGGAUGACCGAAUGCCGCCCUUCUCUCCCCUCAGUCCCAUCACCUGCAAGGAGGAAUGCGCCAUGUUCUGUCUGAACGACGUCACGUGUGCAGCUUUUACAUACGGAGAGUACGUAAAGUUCUGCAUGAUGACCCCGGAAAUAGUCAGACCGUACGAUGUGUCCAUCAGCUUCUCACUGCCCGGCUACACACACUACAGCAUAUACGAAGACAUUGGGGACGGCAUCCUACCACCUGGCUACCGGACAUUUAACGUCUCCAAACUGGCCCUGCGGUUCCACUACUACUGGCCAAUGAACUGGACAGACGCACGUGACACGUGCGACAGCGAAGGCGGUCGUCUGCUCACUCUCGACACGGAGCAGAAGAGACAACUACUGCAAGACCUCAUCAUAAGCAAUAAAGACUUGAGCACUACCGGGACAGGGUUGUUCGUUGGUGGAGUGGUGAAUGGUACAGAGUUCUACUGGGAGGAUGGUACUCUCCUUGCAAGCAGAGAUCCCCUAUGGGCAACAUCGCAACCUACCGGAACCGGAAACUGCACCAUCUUGGACCGGGAUAAGGGCUUCCGGCUCGCUGAUGGCGACUGUUCGCUCAAGCAACCCUACAUUUGUGAACACCUGCAUUUUGAGACACAGAGUUCGCUCCCUUCUGUUGGUAGAUACAGUUUAACGUAGAUACACCAAGGGUGGGGGACUGUGGUUGUGGUAAAGAUCAUCUGUUUUCUAAACCUGAUGUAAAGUCUGUACAAGAUGCACUUGAACCUUUAGUAGGGUUUACAAAUGAGCGACUGAACAACAAAACACAACUGAAAAUCAAAACCACAAAAUCUGUUAUUGAGCAAUAUUGUAGAUUCAAGGAUAAUAAUUAUCAAAUUUGCUUAAAUCAGAAUCAUUUGUACAUCGAACUCAGCACAUGAUGUUGGACAGGUUACUUAUGGAGACGGAGAACGUUUUUGUAGCACUCAUGUACUGAUAAUAAAUUACCCUCCCCUUACGGCUUUGUUUUCCCAUGACCCUCCCUGAAAGAAAUAUGCAAAUGCACCAUAUAGUCAUAAAAUGUCAACAUCCAAACAAUAAAUGACCAGUCCCUAACGGCCUUGUAUCACCUGUA